GAUAGAUUUGUAUAUACUGAUAAAAGAUACUAUGAUCUUCUAUCAUAUAAACCAGCCAUGGCCCUUGAUGGCGAUCCUGUUCUCCAGUUACCUUCUCUGAAGCCCAAGUUGUCUGCUUCUUGUUCUGCCUCUUGGCUCUGAAGCAACUUUACGUGUCACUUUGGAGGGUCUGACCUUGAAGAACAGCUUUGAUUUCUGCAACUCUCCAAUAUUACGGCUCCAAUUCUCAUCUGAAGAAGUUCUCUGCAUCUCCACUUCCACCAGUGAAUUGAAUCAUCCCUCUUCUCCACUUGUUUCAGCUUUGAUUUCCAUCAUAGUUCACACCAUCACUUCCUCCCCUGUUUUCUCUUUCCCCUGCUUAUGGCUCCUCCUGAUGUUGUGUGCAACAACAAUGAAGCUAUUGGCUUCACUAAUCUCUUCUCACUUUGUGAUGGAACGUUCGCCAUCAAUGGCGUCACAUUACUCUCGAAAGUUCCGGGAAAUGUUACCUUCAGUAGCUUUUCCACCAUAUGUCCCGCUUCCGAUGCUCCUCCAUCGCUCAUCAAGCAAGUCAAGUCUCGAUCCUCUAGAGGCGGCUUCCUCGGAUUCUCGCAACCGGCGGUGGCCGAUCGGCUGGUGAACUCGCUAGGCAAGUUCAGCAGCAGAAACUUCCUCAGCAUCUUUAGGUUCAAGACAUGGUGGUCGACCAUGUGGGUGGGAAGUUGCGGCUCAGACUUGCAGAUGGAGACGCAGUGGGUGCUCUUCCAAGUCCCCGAGCUGAGCUCCUACGUUCUCCUCCUUCCCUUGAUCGAAGGGAGAUUUCGGUCCGCCAUCCACCCAGGCAAUGACGACCACGUCCUCAUCUGUGCGGAGAGUGGAUCCUCUCAAGUGCAGGCUGAUUCCUUCAAAGCUAUAGCUUACAUCCAUGUCUGUGACAACCCCUACACCUUGAUGAAAGAAGCUUACAGUGCCGCAAGGGUCCAUCUCAACACGUUUAGGCUGAGAGAAGAGAAGGCAGUCCCUCCCAUAGUAGACAAGUUUGGUUGGUGCACUUGGGAUGCUUUCUACUUGACCGUCGACCCUGUCGGAGUGUGGCAUGGCGUGAAGGACUUCGUCGACGGCGGUCUUCCACCGAGGUUUCUUAUAAUCGACGAUGGCUGGCAAAGCGUCAACUUGGAUGGAGACAACCCCCUGGAGGACGCAAAGAACCUCGUGUUUGGAGGAGAACAGAUGACUGCUAGGCUCUACAGGUUCGAGGAGUGCGAAAGAUUUAGGAGGUACAGGGAAGGCACUCUCCUGAGUCCUGAAGCUUGUUCUUACGACAAGAACAGGCCUAAGAUGAUUCUAUGCAAAGCUAAAGAACUAGAGAAUGCUAAGAAGGCCAGGGAUAAGGCAAUCCGUGACGGGACAACUGAAUUAUCUGGUUUCGAUCGCAGAAUCGUCGAGCUCAAGAAAGAGAUCGACCAAAUGCUUGCAGACAGGGAAGAGCUGCCGGUGGAUCGCAGUGGGAGUUCCAGCAGUACUGGCUUGAGAGCUUUCAUCGAGGAUCUGAAGACAAAGUUCAAAGGACUGGAUGAUGUGUACGUGUGGCAAGCUCUCUGUGGAGCGUGGGGUGGAGUGAGACCUGGCAGCACCCAUCUUGACUCCAAGCUGGUGCCCGUCAACCUCUCUCCAGGAUUAGCUGGGACGAUGGACGAUCUCGCGGUCGACAAGAUCAUCGAAGGCGGCAUUGGCCUGGUUCGGCCGGACCAGGCGGCCGAUCUGUAUGAUUCCAUGCACUCCUAUCUCGCCAGCACCGGAGUGACCGGCGUCAAAGUGGAUGUCAUUCAUACACUGGAAUACGUGUGUGAAGAACAUGGAGGCAGAGUCGAGCUCGCAAAGGCUUACUACGAUGGCCUGUCGAGGUCCCUCGUCAAGAACUUCAAUGGAACAGGGAUCAUAUCCAGCAUGCAGCAGAGCAACGACUUCUUCUUCCUCGGAACUCGGCAAGUGGCCAUGGGCAGAACAGGUGACGAUUUCUGGUUUGAGGAUCCUCAUGGAGAUCCCAUGGGGAUCUACUGGCUGCAAGGAGCGCACAUGAUCAAUAACUCUUACAACAGCCUGUGGAUGGGCGAGUUCAUGCAGCCGGAUUGGGACAUGUUCCAGACCGACCACGCCUGCGCCGAAUUCCACGCGGCUUCGAGGGCCAUCUGCGGCGGACCCGUCUACGUGAGCGACUCGCUCGGCUGCCAUGACUUCAAUCUCCUCAAGAAGCUCGUCUUCCCCGACGGCACCAUUCCCAGGUGCCAGCAUCAUGCUCUGCCAACCAGAGACUGCUUGUUUAAGAACCCCCUCUUUGACGAGAAGACCAUCCUCAAGAUCUGGAACUUAAACAAGUUUGGAGGUGUCGUUGGAGCUUUCAAUUGUCAAGGUGCAGGGUGGGAUCCGAAGGAGAAGCGAGUGAAAGGUUACCCGCACUGCUACAAGCCGAUGGCAGGAGCUGUUCAUGUGACCGACGUCGAAUGGGCUCAGAAGAAGGAAUGCGGUGGGAUGGGCGAGGCUGACGAGUACGCUGUCUACCUGCACCAGGCGAAGGAGUUGUUGCUGAUGACUCCGAGCUCCGACGCCAUCCACUUCGGGUUGCAGCCAUCUUCCUUGGAGCUCUUCAACUUCGUGCCGGCGAGAAUGAUCGGUGGCGACUGCAAGUUCGCGGCGAUCGGGCUGGUGAACAUGUUCAACAGCGUGGGAACGUUACUGGAAGUCGAAGCAGGUGAGGGUGAGGGUGGGAUUGCUGUGAGGAUGAAGGUGAAGGGUGGAGGUGAGCUGAUGGCUUACUCCGACAGGAAGCCGGAGAGAAGCUAUGUGAAUGGAGUUGAGGUUGGAUUUGAGUGGGGAGAAGAUGGAAAGCUGAGAGUGGAUCUUGCUUGGGAGGAAAACAAUGGUGGUGUCUCUGAGGUCACAUUUGCCUACCGAUUCAUUGGGGAGAGCUAGUAGGAGCUUCCAUGUCUGCUCUAUCUUCUUCUCUCUUUGGCUUGUGUGCGGUUUCAUCCAUUGUCAAUUUAUGGUAAUAACUCCUUCAAGGUUUUGCAAUAAAUUAUAUAUUUGUUA
Molecule: messenger RNA, 3066 nt
Organism: Musa acuminata subsp. malaccensis (wild Malaysian banana)
Lineage: Eukaryota; Viridiplantae; Streptophyta; Magnoliopsida; Zingiberales; Musaceae
Source: RefSeq, a predicted model, not a curated record